CCACCAUCCCCUGCAGAGGCAGCCAACAACUCAGACCGGUUCCUGUGCCUCUCUAAGAGGACUCAGGUCAGGGACACUGGAGGUGUGGAACACACAGGGGGGUGGCCCCACCAACACGUCCCCAUGGGAGUCAGGAGAAGAACACAAGCCUCGAGGUGGGUCUGCAGGAAGCGGUCGGCUCAGUCUCAGGGAACCUGCUGCCCAUCCAUGCUGGUGGCCAGGAAGCGAGGGGCACUUCGUGCCUACUCAGCACCUUUCACCACUGGGCUGUGGGUGGGAGCCAGCAGGUGGGCGGAGAUUCAGAGAGAGAAAGCUGUCCUAGGGUCACACAGUGUUAGCCAGAGGCCAGGACACUGGGAGGCCCUUUGUGUGCUCCUCUGCCCCAUCUCCCCCACUGCCCUUGAUGCCCUUGAUGGAGCCCUGGGACGUGGGGGCAUCCACGGUGCUAGUGAGUAGCCAGGCAGGCCGGGCCGGUCUGGGAAGUUGGCCACUGUUGUUUAACCCCUGGCCUACAUGGCCCUGCCCCCCUGCCCUACCUGAGAAGCUGGUAGCAAAGGUGCCUCCCCUGCCUGACCACCUCUGUCCCAGAUGUAUACAGACGCAACAGCCCCAGGCCUGAGAGCACUCAGCCAGGCUGUGGGUGGGCAGGGCAGCGAAUGAAUGAGGGACAGUGAUGGAUUAGGAUGUGUCCAGCCCCCUGCGCCACUCCCUGGAGGGCAGGGGGCAGGAGGGAAGGGCUGGGCAGCAGGGGCCCAGGGGAGCCGGACCCCGCUGCCCAACCCCCAGAGAAGGUGAGGGCGGGCCUCCUCCCCCGCCCUCCCUGGCCUGCUGGCUGAGCUCCCACCAGCCAGCCGCCGCCGCAUCAUCAAUAUUUCAUGGGCGUCAAUAAGAGGCAGCGGCAGCAGCGGGGACAGCGGCUGCAGCAGCAUUCUUGCCAGCUCUAGCCAUAGCUCACUGGAAGAGUCAGGCUCCUGGCACUGCCCACCACCAUGGAUGUCUUCAAGAAGGGCUUCUCCAUCGCCAAGGAGGGUGUGGUGGGCGCUGUGGAGAAGACCAAGCAAGGGGUGACGGAAGCAGCUGAGAAGACCAAGGAGGGGGUCAUGUAUGUGGGAGCCAAGACCAAGGAGAAUGUUGUGCAGAGUGUGACCUCAGUGGCUGAGAAGACCAAGGAGCAGGCCAAUGCUGUGAGUGAGGCCGUGGUCACCAGCGUCAACACAGUGGCCAUCAAGACGGUGGAGGAGGCGGAGAACAUCGCCAUCACCUCCGGAGUGAUUCGAAAGGAGGACCUGGAGCAACCAGCUCCCUCGCAGGAGGACAAGGCAGCCAAAGCGGAAGAAGAAGUGGCUGAGGAGGCCAAGAGUGGAGGAGACUAGAGGGAUGCAAGUCAGCCAUGGAGGAGGAAGAGCCCUCUGCCUUGGACCCCACCGGGCAUGAGGACUGCCCAGCCCUGGAGCGUGACCUGGGUUGCCCAUGUUCCCACACCUGACCACCCACAGGGCCUGUCCUCCUACACUGCCUUCACCUCCCUCACCUCCCUCAAUCAGUCGCUUUGCCCCCUGGUCCUUCUGACCCCACAGAUGCUGCUGUGAAUUUUUGUUUUUAAUGAUUCCAAAUAAAACUCAAGUCCUCAUUCCUGACCAUAA
This is a messenger RNA of Acinonyx jubatus (cheetah), 1643 nucleotides long. It is a transcript of the gene SNCG, whose product is annotated as synuclein gamma. The record is from RefSeq and is a predicted model, not a curated record. Lineage: Eukaryota; Metazoa; Chordata; Mammalia; Carnivora; Felidae. Gene Ontology annotation, cellular component: axon terminus; cytoplasm; neuronal cell body. Bases 990 to 1373 code for a protein of 127 amino acids. Gene Ontology annotation, biological process: chemical synaptic transmission; synaptic vesicle endocytosis; synapse organization. Gene Ontology annotation, molecular function: cuprous ion binding. The transcript has 5 exons.